This is a messenger RNA of Ascochyta rabiei, 1497 nucleotides long. RefSeq lists its product as uncharacterized. The transcript is spliced from 2 exons. The record is from RefSeq and is a predicted model, not a curated record. Lineage: Eukaryota; Fungi; Ascomycota; Dothideomycetes; Pleosporales; Didymellaceae. Bases 1 to 1497 code for a protein of 498 amino acids.
AUGGCGUCUCCGAUGAUCGACGGCCGGGUCGAACCGCACCGCAAGGCGACGUACACGCUGGACGUCAGCGGGGCAAUCCGCAAAGAGGACAGAGGGAGCGGGUUCAGCAGUGUGAAGUACAACCACAAGCCCGCCCUCGCGAGCGGCACCCGCAGCACGACGCUCCGGCGCUCGACAGCAAGCACGUGCAAUCUGUCUCUGCGCGACGGCGACGAGCAUGGCGACGGCGACAGCGACGUGUUCGUCUUCAACGGCAGCCGCACCGCGCCCACCACGUCGUACGUGCUGCUCUUCGACCCAACGACGCAGAGGGCGACGCUCGAGCGCCUGGACAGCAGCUACACCUUCAACCUGUCCACGCACAACGGCGCCGACGUCUCCUCGCAGCACGUGACCAUCUACCCCAAGAAGCCGCACAAGGACAGCCUGCACGACAGAGACGCGGGCGAGCACGACCUCUUCGGCGAGACGCAGGAGCGCGGCGACGAAGGCCUGGAGCCCGAGCCCGGCAAUCCCUACGACUUCCGCCACUUCCUGCACGCGGUGAAGAGCGCGAAGGAGGCCGGAGAGGCUGGAUACGCGAGCAGUCCCGACGCCCGCUCCACACACACCGCGACCCAUGUCCUGCCUGCGCGCCGGGCCGUGGACCCGCUGGCCAAGAGGCGCAAGGCGGCGAGUGUGUUUGCAAAGAAGCCCGCUGCCAAGGGCGGAGUGAAGAAGGGGGUGCCGAGCGUGAAGCUGGAGCGGAGAGCCUCCGAGCGUCCUGCAUCGACUUCCACCUCUACUUCCACCUCCGCCGCAAAAGCAAAGCCGUCUGCAUCGAAACCCUCGGCCCCAGCGCCCUCGGCCAGCAAGAUCAAGAGCGCGGAAUUCAUCGCCUCGAGCGACGAGAGCGACGGCGAUGGCGACGUCGAUACGACCCACAACGACAACGACGACAUGGACAUUGACGCAGAAGGCGAACCAGACUCGGCGUUCCCAAGCCCACACCCGCACCCGCCUCGCCACCACAGCCCCUCUUCCUCGGAAGACGCCGACGCCGACACCGACGCCGACGCAGAAGGCGAAGAAGAAGACGACGACGAUGACGACGACGACGAUGGCGGACUCGAAAUCCAAGUCCCCGACCCUCGUCCCGCGCACAGAAGAAACGCACACCUGGGCCUGGCAACGCACCGCGGCGCGACGAGUCCCAGUAACGGCCCGAUCAGUCUCGCGAGCGCCGCGAACAGUGUGCAGAACACGCCUAGACGCGGGGCCAGAGAGGAGGACGAGGAGAUUGAUUUUGGGGAGUUGGACACCAAUAUCGAGGGUGAUGAUAACAGUGAUGGUGAUGGUGAUGCCGACGCUGACGCAGAGGGCAGGAGAGGUGGCAACGUCGCGGGUACCGGUGCUGCUGCCAAGGCGGAGGAGGUGGAUGAGGAUGAUCCGCUGUAUAUGGAGAUGAUGGAGGGCUUGGCGGGCGCCGAGACCAGCGAGGAGAGUGAGGAGGAGUAG